AUGGCUUCCUCUUCUUCUUCUUCUUCUUCAUCCAUUACUCCUAAAAUAGAGUAUGAGGUUUUCCUUAGUUUCCGUGGUGUGGACACCCAACAAAACAUUACCAGCCAUCUUUAUGAAGCCUUUUGUCAAAAAAAGAUUAAAACUUUCAUUGACGAUAGCCUUGAUAGAGGAGAAGAAAUUUUUGCAUCUCUUUUGAAGGCAAAUGGACAUUCAAAGAUCUCGGUUAUCAUUUUUUCUAAAGGGUAUGCUUCCUCCAGAUGGUGUCUCAAAGAACUUGAAGAGAUUGUUAAAUGUAAGAACACGUAUGAUCAGAUCGUAAUACUAGUCUUCUAUGACGUAGAUCCAUCUGAUGUCAGGAAUCAAACUGGGGAUUUUGGGAAAGCAUUUGCUGAGCUUGAAAAGCGUUUUAUGGAUGAUUCAGAGAUGUUGCAGAGAUGGAGGACUGCUUUGAGGGAUGCAGCCAACCUAUCUGGUUAUGAUUCAAAGAACUCUAGAGAACUAGAGCAAUUCGAAGUAUAUGCUUGGAUAUGUUUGAAGUAGAAGAGUUGCAUUUAAAUCCUAAAGCUUUCAACAACAUGCAAAACCUAAGAUUCUUGAAAAUUUAUGAGUUCGAACAUGGAAAGAAGG
Messenger RNA from Mangifera indica (mango), 627 nucleotides. Its product is annotated as TMV resistance protein N-like. The coding region runs from base 1 to 540 and encodes 179 amino acids. Gene Ontology annotation, biological process: signal transduction. The record is from RefSeq and is a predicted model, not a curated record. The transcript is spliced from 2 exons. NCBI's taxonomy places the organism in Eukaryota, Viridiplantae, Streptophyta, Magnoliopsida, Sapindales, Anacardiaceae.